Molecule: messenger RNA, 1481 nt
Organism: Stegostoma tigrinum
Lineage: Eukaryota; Metazoa; Chordata; Chondrichthyes; Orectolobiformes; Stegostomatidae
Product: transmembrane protein 50B-like
Exons: 8
Coding region: 323-796 (157 amino acids)
Biological process (GO): late endosome to vacuole transport via multivesicular body sorting pathway; protein targeting to vacuole
Source: RefSeq, a predicted model, not a curated record
GGCCAACAGAGCUGUCUGUCACAGCUAGGUGGGGUUGCGAUCGUUAUGCGGGCGCUUGGAGAGUGGACGGGAGGAAGGUAUCCGGCCUGGGCCCAGGACCAGGACUAGGACUGAAUUGAAAAUCCUGACCACAGGACCUUGACCAUCAGUUUCAACACGCCUGGUCUAAAAUUUAAACAAAACUUGACAUUUAAUAGUUGAUCAUCAUGAAUUGGUGCACUCUUCAUGGCAUCUUCUGUACGUGAAACUCAAACACAAUCAGAAGAUUUGAGGAUUACGUUGAAGUCCAGUGAAAAGCAUACAGUCCAAACAGCAGUUUGAGAUGGCAGGAUUUCUGGACAAUUUUCGCUGGCCGGAAUUUGAAUGUUUUGACUGGGGAGAAAGCAGAAAUGCAGUUGCUUCUAUCGUAGCUGGGGUGUUGUUCUUCACUGGUUGGUGGAUAAUUGUAGAUGCUGCAGUGGUUUACUCAAAAAAUGAAUUGAAUCCAGCUUUUCACACGUGUGGAGUCAUGUCGACUGUUGCUUUUUUCAUGAUAAAUGCUGUGUCUAAUGGACAGGUCCGAGGAGAUGGAUACAGUGAUGGCUGUUUGGGAAGAACAGGUGCACGAAUCUGGCUUUUUAUUGGUUUCAUGCUAAUGUUUGGAUCUCUCAUAGCUUCCAUGUGGAUCCUGUUUGGGGCAUAUGUUGUACCUAGGAUUAAUGUGUAUCCGGGUCUGGCUGUGUUCUUUCAGAAUGCAUUAAUAUUUUUUAGCAGCCUAAUCUAUAAGUUUGGAAGAACCGAGGAACUCUGGGCGUAACGCCUGUCAAUUCAGCACCGACUCAGGAUAUUCUGCACAUGAACGAUGACUGCAAAUACACAUUGCUUCUAAUUGGCCAAAUAUUAAUUCAAGUUGAUUUUAGAUAAAAUGUAAAAUGUAUUACCAAAAGAUUUUGAAAGACUCAUCUUUUUAUUUUAUGAACAUUUUAGUGUUUUGUAUUCUAGUACUGCUUUCUGAAUAAUAGUUACAUUGAGUCAUAUAAACAGAAGAUGAUGCACUGGUUGGGCUGAUAACUGUUGUAUGACCUCUUAAAUUCAGUGUUAAAUAUAGGGAUAAUAUAUCAGAUAUGUUGCUAGUACUAUUAUUCUUGCUAUAAUGAUUGCAGCUUUGCAUUUUGUAAAAAAUCAAAUUCUGUACACCCGCAAAGCAGCAUAAGCUUGUAAACUUUAGAUUUGUGCAAAAUAUUUGUAAGGUUUGGAAUCAUAGAAUAGAAUCCUAGUUGUCCAUUUUAAUUAUUUUAAAUUUUAAAAUCACUAUUUGCAAAUAUUGCUAUUGAACGAGAAUGUUUGCUGCAACUCUUUUGAAUUGUCUGAGGGAGGGAUUGCCACUAUUAAACAGUUUUUUUCCUUGUUAUUUAUGAAAUAAAUCUUCUCAACGGUAUGUUUUAUUGUGAAUUUCUGUAUUCAACAAAAUUUGUGAAAUAAACACAACCUGCUGUGUUGAA